Molecule: messenger RNA, 2496 nt
Organism: Gracilinanus agilis (Agile Gracile Mouse Opossum)
Lineage: Eukaryota; Metazoa; Chordata; Mammalia; Didelphimorphia; Didelphidae
Gene: SCPEP1
Product: serine carboxypeptidase 1
Exons: 12
Coding region: 1-1167 (388 amino acids)
Biological process (GO): proteolysis
Molecular function (GO): serine-type carboxypeptidase activity
Source: RefSeq, a predicted model, not a curated record
AUGGAGCUGGUCCCCUGGCACCUUCCUGCCCUGCCGCCGCUGCGGCUGCUGCUGCUGCUGCUGCUGCUGAGUCUGAGCCCCGGUCUUGCUCUAGUUCAGCCAGUAGAAGAAGGCAAGGAAGCCUGGGAUUAUGUGACGGUCCGGACAAAUGCGUCCAUGUUCUGGUGGCUUUACUAUGCCAGGAGUCCUUGCAAAAACUUCACCGAACUACCCCUGAUCAUGUGGCUUCAGGGGGGUCCAGGAGGUUCCAGCACUGGAUUUGGAAACUUUGAUGAGAUUGGACCCCUCGACGAGGAGCUCAAACCGAGGAAAACCACCUGGCUACAGUCAGCCAGCCUUCUAUUUGUGGAUAACCCAGUGGGCACUGGAUUUAGCUUUGUAAAUCACAGUGAUGCGUAUGCCCAAGAUCUUGACAUGGUGGCUUCUGACAUGAUGGUUCUCCUAAAAAGCUUUUUUAAUUCUCGGCCAGAGUUUGAGACUGUUCCAUUCUACAUUUUCUCAGAAUCCUAUGGAGGGAAGAUGGCUGCUGGGAUUUCUCGAGAGCUUUAUAAGGCUAUCCAAAAUGGGCAUAUAAAAUGCAAAUUCUCUGGCGUUGCUCUGGGUGAUUCCUGGAUUUCUCCUAUAGAUUCUGUGCUUUCCUGGGGACCUUAUCUAUAUAGCAUGUCUCUUCUGGAUGACAAAAGUCUAUCAGAGGUGUCAAAAGUUGCAGAGAAAAUUAUAGAAGCUAUGAAUAUGGGACUCUAUGAUUGGGCUACCGAGCUGUGGGGAAAAGCAGAAAUGCUUGUGGAGCAGGAUACAGAUGGAGUGAACUUUUACAACAUUUUAACUAAAAGUCCUCCUGAGUCAACAGUGAAGGCUAGCCUAGAAUUCACACAGCGUCAUCUAGCUGACCUUUAUCACCGCCACGUGAGAAAACUACACCAGGAUAAGUUAAGUGCACUUAUGAAUGGACCCAUCAGAAAGAAGCUCAAAAUCAUUCCAGAUUUCGUCACCUGGGGAGGGCUCAGUGCUGCAAGCUAUUUUGCUCUGGAUCUAGGUUUUCACCACAGUGCAGGAUUGAAAGGGCCUAUUGCUAUGGACUUCUGGGCCCCAUUGCAGGUUCCAUCAGACCAAGGGGAAAUGGCCCUGAAAAUGAUGAGGAUGGUGACUGGACAAGAAGAGAGCUGAGAUGAAAGUCAGCUGGCCUGGUCUCUACAGAAGCUCAGCACAAUUUCAAGGUCACUGACAGUGUCAAAGAUACAUUGUUCAGUUGGACAAAGAAUGACCACUGAGAUGCUGGGACUUUUAAAGAACAAAAAGUGAACUCUUUAUGAUCAGUGAAACUUUGAGUCAAUGUACAGUUCUUCUUACAUUGUGCAUUUUGCUGUGACAGAAGGCCUCUUCUCAAAGGGCCUAUGGUUUGGGGUUUGGGAUUUUGUUUGGUUUUUGGGCCUUUGUGGGAAUUAUAAAUCCCCUCUUCUGGGAAUGCCUAUGACCUUUUUUGUGAACAAGUUUUCACCAGGAUGAGCUUCCAAGUGCUUUUAUGCUUCUCUUUAACGUAGCCAAUCCUAGAAUUGUUACUUGACAUCUUUAGUUAGAAGAAUCCAAAUUUCUUCCACGUUCACUUUGUCUGAUAAAAUGAAUAUGGAAAAAAUUUGGAGUCAACUUUUUAGUACCGAACCCUCCCGAGGCUUUUGUUUACACUUUUUAAAAAAUCAGCUGGUACUGGUUGCAUGUACUCACAGACUUGCAAUCCAAUAAGCAUUUAUUAAGUGCCUACUCUAUGCAAACCACUAUCUGAUGCUAGCAAAUUGCCUACAAGGCCCUGAAGAAAGAGAGCAGGCUCUCGACUUCCUCUUGUAUGUUUUAGAGAGUUUUAAUUCUGACACCAGUGAACCAUCAUCAGACUGAGAUUCAGCCUCUCUUGCUACCUCCUCCUGCCUGUCUAUCCUCUGACUCAUCAGGGAUGAUAGCACUCAUAAUUGGAAAAUACCCAUGACCCUCAUCAGAUCUAACUCUUUAUAUGCUGAUCAUUAAAAAUAAAAAUGUUUCCUCGUUUCACUAUCUUGGUUUUUUCUUUAACACUAGCCUAUUUUCAGGUUCCCUGGCAGAUGUAAGUCUGAUGUCUUAUUUCAUAGUUUAGAGUGGUAAUAACACUGGGAAUGAUAGAAAGAGGGCAGGCUUGCCAUUCCUAAAUGGGACUGCAGAAAUGUGGAUUGACAUGUCUAUGUCAUUGUCUUUCCCGUCAAACCUCUGUCCUCCAAACUUCCCUAUUUAUGUUGAGACCAUCACCAUCCAGUUUCCUGGUUCAUAAUCUCAGUGUUCUCCUUGACCACUUACUCUCAUUCAACCCCAAGAUCCAUUCAGUUGCCAAAUCUUGUUUUUUCUGCCUCUGGGGAAGUCUCUCACAUCUAUUCUGUUGUCCACUUCUCUCCAGUCACUAUUUUACUUAAUUGUAAUUGUCUUGUUAAAUCCCAUGCUGGAAAAAAAAAGUAAUAAAUUGAUGGUUAUGAGAAA